AUCAGUGCAACGGAGACCGAUCCAUCACAUGGCGAGAAACUGUUCGUGCGUACAUACAUAAACAUAUAGCUACGAUUCUUCGAGUGCAAUUUCCACAAAGCAUGCAUGGCCUCGUGUAAUCGGGAAGUCACGGGCGAUAACUAUACAGAUGCGCGAAGCUUGCCAGUGUAACAUGAUUCGACGUCGUCUCGCUGCCACGGUCAUAGUCACCGCGGCUGUGCUUUGGGUGACUGCCACUCCAGGUCUUGCCGACGGUUGGUGGUGCCAACACUGCCUUCCGGUUCGGAGGAUCCGCGUGAUGCUAGCCUGUUCGGGCAUCGAGCUCGUGCCGCGUACGGCCUGGGGUGCCCGUCCGCCCAAAGGCAGGCAGAAGCUCAAGGUUCAACCCGUGCCGCGCCUCUUUGUGCACCACACCGAGGGUCCGGAAUGCUUCGACUACCGGAGCUGCUCGGAGAGGAUGCGUCACUGGCAGAACUUCCACAAGGACACUAGGGACUGGUUCGACCUCGGCUACAGCUUCCUCAUCGGUGGUGACGGCAGGGUGUACGUGGCACGAGGUUGGGAUGCAAGCGGUGCCCACACCAAAGGGAACAACGAAGACGCGCUCGCCGUGUCCUUCAUCGGCGACUUCUCGCGCCACCUGCCGACACCACGGGCGAUCGGGGCGCUCACAAGGCUCCUGCAAUGCGGCGUCGCUCUGGGCAAGAUCCGCGCAGACUACACCGUGCACGGUCACCGCGACGCCAACUGCAGGACAUGUCCGGGCGACGCCCUGUACGCCUACAUCUCUCGGUGGAGGCGCUUCGGCGGCAGAGUCAGCAACUACAUCUGCGAGACGCCUGGGCGUACCGAACCGAGCGUGCCCCACGAGCAGGAACAUCCGCCUCAGGUCCUCUGUCUUCCGGUUCUCGAGCAUGUGGACAACGCCGGAGUCCUCCAUCUCCACGAUGGCCUUCAUGUGCUUCCCGACGAGCUGCUCCAGCACGACUUGCACGACGGGCCCCGCGGUGGACUCGUCCAGGCACUGCCUCGCCCGUUCCGACUCUUCGUCGACGUGCUGCUCCACUCUGGCGAUGUAGUCGAGGGCGUCAUUCAUCUCGACUCUCGGGAAGUCUCGCUGGCGCGUGAAACUUCUCGGGAGAAACUGCUCGAAGAGGAACGCCAGCCCGCCUCGAUCAUGGUUCGUGGACCUGUCGCAGCAGUAGUCAUCGCUGUGGUUGUGCUCGGUAGUGCGGCUCCAGGGCUCGCCGGCUCGUGGUGGCAUCCGUGGGUGCCGAUGCGUCGAAUUCGCGCGAUGUGGGCCUGCUCGGGCAUCCGGUUCGUGUCCCGGCACCAAUGGGGCGCCCGGCAGCCCAAGACCCAGAAUCGGCUCAAGGUCCAGCCGGUGCCCCGGUUCUUCGUGCACCACACCGAGGGUCCGGAAUGCUUCAACUACUGGAGCUGCUCGGAGCGGAUGCGCCACUGGCAGAACCUUCACAUGGACACGAGAGGUUGGGACGACCUCGGCUACAGCUUCCUCAUCGGCGGCGACGGCCGGGUGUACGUGGCCCGCGGCUGGGACCGCAGCGGAGCCCACACCAAGGGCCACAAUGACGACGCGCUGGCAGCGGCGUUCAUCGGCGACUUCUCGCGCCACCUGCCGACUCCCUGGGCGAUCGGGGCGCUCGUGCGACUGCUGCGAUGCGGCGUUGCCUUGGGCAAGAUCCGUCCUGACUACACGCUGCACGGACAUCGAGACGCCAACUGCAGUACGUGUCCCGGGGAUGCCCUGUACGCCUACAUUUUUCGGCGGAGGCACUUCGGCGGGAAGCUUAAGAAGUACAUCUGCGAAGCGCCAGUUACGCAGCCGUCCUCCACUGAACGUGUGUCGACGCAGAGGCGUACAUAUAGUGCCCAGCGAUGUCCGGGCGUGGAGGUCGUGAGCCGCAGUGGCUGGGGCGCCAGGGCUCCGCGAAAUCGGGCAGCCAUGAAGAACCCCCGCGCCCAGUACGUGUUCAUACACCACACCACGGGAUCCCAGUGCAAAGACAAGGCCGCAUGCAGCAGACUCAUCCGCGGCCACCAGAACUACCACAUGGACAAGAACGGCUGGGCAGACAUCGGCUACAGUUUCCUCGUGGGUGGCGAUGGACGCGUCUAUGAGGGCCGUGGCUGGGGUCGAGUGGGAGCUCACACCCGAGGCUACAACAGCAACGGCAUCGCCAUCUCGUUCGUCGGUGACUUCACGAAGUCGACGCCCAACAACGGCAUGCUCAACGCGGCCAAGAACCUCAUCGCCUGCGGCGUCAAAGAGGGCAAGAUCAACCCGAAAUAUUCUCUGCACGGUCACCGCGACGCAAACUGCACUGCUUGUCCAGGCAACCGACUCUACGACAUGAUCAAGAAGUGGGCCCGCUAUGGCGGUCGACUCAAGAAUUUUGUGUGCUAGCAGCAUGCCCAUCCAACGACAUAAAAUAAAUCUAGGAACGGCGGCACUGCGGAAGUCCCCGCUAUAAUGUUGGUCUUCAGAAGCGCGUUGCGAAUACAAAAGUAUAGCGUCGUCGUCGUCUUCUUCUUCAUCAUCAUCAUCAUCCAGUGUUUGCAUUGAAGGCUGGGCGAUCAAAUGCAUGACAUUUGAGAUGCUUAGAAGAUCAGUGACUGGGAGUUGCGGAGCCUGCACCAUUUUUUACAGCGAAACUGUCUAUGGCUAGGAUCCCGGGAUUUCUUCGUGACGUAGCGUCCACAGCAAACUAUCAUCAUUUGUGGCUCAUACCCACAAACGCAAUGGCUCAAACACCCGUAAAGCAGAGGCUACAGGCACUCGGAAAAGUGAAGCGAAGUGUGCAUACAUUCUUUGGAAUCACGCUUACAACAUACAGAACAGCAUACGUUUCAAUAAAGAACAAACUCAAAUUCACCUUCGAACCACAUAAUUGAUGACAAUAUCAUAAGAAGUCAACAAAGACACCAAGGACAACAUGGGGGAAAUUAGUUGUACAUACUAAUUGAAUUAAAGAAAUGAUAAGGGCAAUGAAAGUGCAUGAAAAAACAACUUGCCGAAGGUGGGGAACGAAUCCACGUCUUAUCACGUGUGUAAUGCGAAGACGUGGGUUCUACUAGGCUUCGGAAUGACGGGGCAGAAACAUGAAGACUUACAAAGAAGCUCGAAAACAAGUUAAGAAACGCGCAAAGAGCCAUGGAACGAAGAAUGAUUGGCGUAACGUUAAGAGACAGGAUGAGAGCGGUGUGGAUCAGAAAGCAAACGGGGAUAGCAGAUAUUCCAAUUGACAUUAAGAGAAAAAAUGCAACUGGGCAGGUCAUGUAAUGAGUAUACGUUAGAUAACCGGUGUACCAUCAUCAGGGUUACCAUUGGGUGCCGAGAGACGGGAAGCGCAGUCGACGACGGCAGAAGGCUAGUUGGGGUGAUGAAAUAAUAAAUGUAGGAUACAACUUUAAAAAAAAAACGGCAGUUGGUAACCAGGGCACACGGACUGCGCGAGGUUCUUACUCCAGCAGCGAAUGACAGACGCAGCCAAAAUAGUCAUCAUGCGACCAUUUCAAAAUGGCGUCGUACUUGAUUACUCCGGAAUGUCUGCUGUUCUUGAAGUCUUUUCAUCGGCGGAAGCGAUGAGGUGUGCAACAGGCAUGGACGAAGUGUAUCGAGCCUGAGCAUUUCACUCUUCAAAAGUCCGCGCUA
Molecule: messenger RNA, 3676 nt
Organism: Dermacentor albipictus
Lineage: Eukaryota; Metazoa; Arthropoda; Arachnida; Ixodida; Ixodidae
Product: peptidoglycan recognition protein 3-like
Biological process (GO): peptidoglycan catabolic process
Molecular function (GO): N-acetylmuramoyl-L-alanine amidase activity; zinc ion binding
Source: RefSeq, a predicted model, not a curated record